Messenger RNA from Macrosteles quadrilineatus (aster leafhopper), 8578 nucleotides. Its product is annotated as zinc finger and BTB domain-containing protein 49-like. Gene Ontology annotation, molecular function: DNA-binding transcription factor activity; RNA polymerase II cis-regulatory region sequence-specific DNA binding. Gene Ontology annotation, biological process: regulation of transcription by RNA polymerase II. The transcript has 8 exons. Bases 95 to 1921 code for a protein of 608 amino acids. The record is from RefSeq and is a predicted model, not a curated record. Lineage: Eukaryota; Metazoa; Arthropoda; Insecta; Hemiptera; Cicadellidae.
UGCGACUGCAGAGCAGAGAGAAGAGACAGAAACGGACCAAACAUUCAUUUGUAGUGGGUAGAAAUAAUGUAUGUUGUUUUGUUUAUGAUUUACAAUGUAUACUCCAGAAAAUAAAACCAAAUCCUGCAAAACAUGCGGAGGUGAGAAGGACGACAGCAAUGGCCAGACAGGGGCUAUGCUCAACAUGUUGGCGGAGGUCGCCUCUCAGACUUUGCGACAGACGGAGACUGCUACCCCUGUUGUCAGGCGAAAGAGAUCAAAAGAAGCUUGUGGAAUGCCUCUUAAUCAAGCUAAAAUGCUGUCAGGAAACCAACUUGUGCGUACGUUCUCAAGGUUUGAGGGAGACGAGCUGAGGCGUACAUUUUCAUUCCAGUGCCUUCUGAUACCUAGGAAAUGCUGUGUUCGAUUUGAAAGUUUUGGUAGUGAAACCAAAGCUAGAAACCUAAUUAAGGACCAUUUGCUUUCCCAUUUAGACGAUCUUCCUGAAGGUGAGGUUUUACAAGUACCUAAACAGCAUGAAGAGAUUCCAGUCAAGAAACAAACUUACUAUGUUAAAAAUAAAAAGGUGAAAGCAAUAAAACCAGAGCCAAGACAAAUAAUUGAAACUACUGAAAUUCCUAUUGAGACAUGCCCUGAAAUAGUGAUAGAAUCCGAACCUCCAAUAGACGUACAUGUAGGACAGCCAUGCAACCCGAUAUCAAUGGCUUUGGCGAAGUGCUACGAGGAGCUUCAGACCCACGACAUUAACAACGCUGCAGAUCACGACUACUUCAAAGCUCCGGUACAAAGUGUGGACAUGACCACCAAUCAGGAGGAGUACACUGCUGUGGAGACCAUCUGGGUCAAAGCUGAGGAAGAGUACGAGUCUAACGGCAUCACUAACUAUGUAGUGGCCGUCGACGACAAUGAGGACAAUCCUAUGCUCUCUGUGAGUAAUGAAGUUGUUGUGAAAACUGAAAUUGUGGAUAGUGACUUUGUCUUUGAAGAAAUCCAACCGGAACAAUAUGUUGAUGAAUUUAUCACCAUAAAGACAGAACCUCCAGUAUUGCAAGAUAACCGGCUUCUGGAGGAUGGAAACUUUGAGGAGAACUGUGUGGAAAGAGACGAACACCGACAACAUAAGAAGCCGAAGGGAAAAGCCAAGUUCAUUGGCCAGUCUGCGGCGGAGAAGGAGAUGGCCGUACGCAUGAUCGAGAGUAUGAAGCUGCGGCAGGGCAGUAGCGAGCCUCUAGAGUGUCAGAUCUGUGUGCCUUCCCGAGUGUUCACUGCCCCCACCACUCUCAUCAGCCACUACCGCAGUCAUGCUGGCAUCAAACCGUACGAGUGUCACUUGUGUGGAGGAGUGUUCACUAGACAGCACAGUCUCAAUUACCAUCUGCUGAUCCACUCCAACAAGACUAGGUUUACCUGUUCAGACUGUGGUCGCAAGUUCCGACAUCCCUCACACUUCAAAGAGCACCAGCGGAGACACACUGGCGAGGCACCCUUUGAGUGCUCUGACUGUGUUAUCAGAUUCAAGACAAGGAAUACUUACAAAAGACACCUGAAGACACGUCAUGGCAAAGUGCUCACUCAGUCAGGUGGCAUUAUAAUUCUUUCUGAAGAAGAAUUCCGCAGAGUGCGAACUGCACCUCGAUCCUUGCAAGCCAGAGUUUCAAGCGACAAAGAGAAUAACCGAAGACCUCGUACUAAAGUUGUCAAUUUAAUACGCCGAAACAAACAGAAGAGGCCUGAGGAGGACGAAGAAAUCGGGGAUUUGUCUCAGAAGUUGAACUUGAGCGACACCUGGAACACCAAUCUCCUGGAGUCAGAGGUGAAUUUGGAGAAUGAGCCUCAGUUGGCCUUCCUACAGACUGUAGGUAGUGGACCAACCACAGUCAUGGUGCUGUCCACCGACAACAUACUCUACAACUCGGCAUAAGCAUCUGGCAGCGACUCCCACAAGUGAUCUUGGCUAUUGUCUGAUUAGUACUAAAUAAUCUUAAGUGAAACCAAAAACCAAUAGCCUAGUCGUUAUGUAUACCCACCUUUACAAUACAGUUUCACUAAAGCGUGUAGUUUCUAUUGAAAGGUGAUGUAUUAAAAUUAAGUUCCAAAUUAAUUCAGUUGAAAUCAGAAAAGAAAAAUGUACCGUCGUUAGUUGUUCUCAUUAUUUUUUUUGCAAUGUUUAAAUCUAGUUUUUGAUGUCUUCAUCAACAAGACGAUUAUCUUGUUUCACAUAGUAUACUAUUUUUAAAAACAAACAUCUAUAUUUUUUAAAAGUCUAAUAACAUAAAAUGCUCAAUCUAACUUUUCUAUGGAAUAAACUUUACUUACAAAAUUGAACUUUCAUUUAAUGAUUGAAUACUUAAAGUUUUAAGCCCCGUUUCAAUUUGUACGAACCCCUCAUGGAAUUUUUCUGAGGAAGGUGCUCAGGGAAUUAUCUGUAUCUUACAACAUGUUUGUGCCACUUUUUUAAAUGGGAAUGGGGCUUUUGUAGGAUUCUAGAAUAAGAGUUAGCUAUGUGUAAUAAUUCUUUUUUAAAGGUUUUAUGAAAUUUUAUUUUAGUUAAAAAAGAAUAAUGUGACUCUUGAAAUGUGUAUCCAAGAUUGUUUCAAUUGAUAUAACUUGUACAUUGUAGGUCUAUUAACAUUACAGUAAAACUAUUAACUUGUGAUAUCCACAUAAUCCACAAACAUAAUUGCAAAAGCAUUUGACAUUAUUAUAUUGAUACUGGUCAAUCUGGUUGGAUACAUGUCAUAACAAAUGUAACAUUAAACUAGGCUCAUUAGGUAGUCUUCCUUUUAUUUUUUCAAGAUGUAAUGUACAAAUAUUAUCUUCCUCACACAACACAGUAGGUAGGUUUCUGUAUUCUUUGUAGAUGAUUUUUACGUUUAUGGUGUCAUUUCAAAGCUUAUCAUCUAGCGGAGGAACAAAGCGUAACUUAUUCCCCCUAUCGUUUUAAUUAUUUCUAAAUUUGCUUUAAAAGAUCUAGCGAUGCUAAUUGAGUAGUCAACUUUUUUAUAAUUAUUGUUACAUUAUUAAGUUAGGUAAAUUACUCUUUGGCGCAGUUCUAAAACCAUAUCAUUUUAUUUAUUGUAAACUAGUAGUUAUAUUUACCUAAUAGGCCAAAUUUUCAUAAUAUAAGCUUUGAAAGCUAGGCGGUUAGUCCUGUUAAAUAAUUUUGUUUGCCUCGGAAGUUUUAAAUCCUGUUCAGAUGAACAAUUAGCACACAGAUCCCCUCGUAUUUCUGACACUCUCAUUAUGCAGUUAUUGGCUCAUACUGAGGAGAUGGGUGUGAAGUAUUUGACAUAUUAUUGUAAACAAAGCCACGAGUCACAUUUUUCUUGUUCAAAUUCAAUCUCGUAGUUAACUAUGGUCUGGUAAGUGUUUUUUUUUUCAGAAAUUAAAAUAUGAUUUUAUGUCAAGUUUGGCUAGUUUUGUUUUUAUUAUUAUUAUUAUAAGUAUUAACUUUAAUAAGGUUUGUUCUAUUAAUUUAAUUUAUUUAAAAUAUUAAUUUUCUGAGACAUAAUAGACUGAACACUUUUCGUGUGUGAGUGAUGUAUUUUCUAUGCAUUUGUGGUAUUUCAAUGAAACAUGAGUCGUCUCCAGUCAGGAGACUCUUGUCGGCCUAUCAACACCUUCACCGACCUUCCUGUCUUCCUACUCAAAUUUUCUUCCCCAUUUUAUAGAGGGCUUUUUUACUUUUAUAGUCUUUGAUAUUUUUGUAUUUCCCUUAAGUGGGCUUAGCUUUGUACGUAUUUUUGCAAUAAUAGUAAUAGAUUUGUAAAAAGGUAAUAGAUUAGGCGUUAACUCUCAGUAGAUUGUUGAUCUAGCUUUACAGCAAAAGCCUAUUUGUGACAGUACUAGAUACAGAUGAAUCAAUAUUGAUCUCUAUUUGAAUUUCUAUUUAAAUAAUCCGAUAAGAGGCAUUUCAAGUUUAUGAUAAUUUUAUACUGAACCUCUAGAUAAUAGUUGGUGAAUAUCAGAUGCCUUUACUAAUUAUGAAAUCAAAUUUUAAAUAAACUAGCUCACUUUGUAUUCUUAGAUUUUUUUUACAGAAGUAUUAUUUUGAUCUCCAUUUUAUGUACCUACUUAUGUGAAUACACAGUUAAGUGGAUUUUAUUUUUUUCUUACAGACAUUAAUCCUGAGUAAAAAAUACUGUCUAAAAAAAUGGAGAUGUCAAUAAAUUUGAUUGUGUAAAAUUUCAGUUUGGUCUCGGUAUUUCCUUUUAAGGUUACAUUCUGAUUUCAAUCUUCAUUCACGAAGGAAACUCAAAACAAGUUAAAGAAUUUGUAUGCUUUCUGGAGUUUAUCUCAUUAAAGUGUAUUUCACUUAAUUAUACAUUCCUUUACAUUCCGAAAGUGACACUUAAUACCUAAUAUCAUGAUGCUUUUAAAAAUCAAUUAUGAUUAAGCUCAAAUGUUGUAUCAUAUGAUGGUCUGUUGUUCGUAAGAGAAAUAAGGACUCCCGUUUAUUUUUCUGUUGGUUGUAUACUUCCAAAGAAAAGUCUUAAAAAUACCAAAUAGUCUAAGGUAACAAGUGUAUUGACCGUAAAUUCUUAAUCUCCAGUGUAAGUUUGGAAUAUUGAUGUAGAUAAAUGUUCACAACUUCUUUAAGAAAACAAUUUUUUUGUUGAAAAUACUGAAAAACUGUUGGAAACAUCAAAAUGUUUUCAACAUAAAAACUUCCAUUUUUUGGAUUGUUGUAAUCGUUUGUUUAAAAUAUCUGUGGCCAACUACGGUGUAAACACAGCAUAAUGGCUAAAUGCCUUUGAUUUACUUUAAAACAGACUGCUUGUGUCUGUCAAAAUUUAAAAAUGGACAUGUUUAUACUAGAAAUACAAUACAUCCCAAUAGUUAAAUUACUUAAUUUUACUGGUAAACAACAAAACCCAGGGAAAUGGUGAGCAUUACCAAGGGUUACAGACCAUCAUGUGUUACUUACUAAUUAAUAAUUAUUAGCCUCGUAAGUAUUGUGUGUUCAAAGCAUUCAUUGUAAUAGAUUAAUCUUUUAACUCUAAUUCAUUCAAACUACCGUAACAUUAUGGAUUGCUGCAGAACUAUUCAAUGAGAAGUGUUUUAUGUUCUAGUUGAACAUAUCAAUUGCUGUAUAAAGAGUUAAGAUCAGUUACAUUUCUGUACUUCAACGGUCUUGGAGUUCAUUUUGAUAUUGGCAUCAGACAGUUCAUGUGUUUAACUGUUUAUAGUAUGUCUGAUCUGAUCUCUCUCUUUCACAAUUUUGUGGCAUUCUUUUGUUUCAAGUCCUCGUAUUUGAGCUACUUAUACAUUUUGUAGACGGGCAUUACAAAUUUGAGUUUGGAUUCGUAUCAUAAACUAUGAAGGGAGUAUUUUUAUAUAAAAGGUGAAAUAUUGCAAACGUAAGACUGACUGGUGUCUGAUCAGUAGCCUAAGUGUACUUGUAGUAUUUGGAGAGGUUAGAGAAGAAUGUUUCAGUUCAUCAACAUUAACAAUCAUCUAGAACAUGUAUAUAGUGUAUAUAGAACUAUUUUACCGUAACACUUAUUGCAGUACUAUUGUUAGUUUUUAAGUAAUUAUUACUCAAUAAAAUUUACAUAAGGUUUUUUUUUACUUUUCUAAUAAAAGUAAAGUUUUUAUUUGUAAACCACUAUAUACAUUUUAAAGAUAUACUAUUUUCUAAGGCUACAUAUAAGCUGAGAGAAUCUUUGACAAUAGUACAUAGACUUGUCCUGGCCAUUGGUUAUAUACCGGUACAAUAUGCUAGAACUAGAAAUCAUAUAUUUUUUAAUGCAACAUCAAGACUGAUGCUUUAUUUACUAAGGACGAUAAAUAAUAUUUUCUUAUUGUGUACUUAAAGCCCAAGUAGAUUAAAAGAAAUUGGUAUGUAAUCAAUUGUAUGAAACACUUUUUUGCAGUGUUGAAUACUAAUUUCGUAUUGCAAAUUUUAUUUUACAAUUAUGAUUCCAUUUCAUAGUGUUACUCUAAGUUGAAUCGGACUGUAAAGAUUUCCAUCCUAAAGUUUUUGAAAAGUAACAGCUAGGGAUGAAUUUACAAUCUAUAUAUAUAUAUUUUUUAAGCUCAUUUAAUAAAUAGUUCCUGUUCCUACUAGCUACUCUUCAAUGAAACUAAUGGUCAAUAUUGCCUUUUUUUGUCAACAAGAAAAAGUUGAAUCCAAACAAUGUAUUUAAAUCUUUGAAUAUCACGGAGCUAAAUAAAGUUUUGCCUUGUAACUGUUGCAAAUACAUUUCAUAAUACUUUUAUUAAAUGGUAAUGAAGGUUCUUAAAAUUACAAAACAUUUUGUAGUCUCAAAUCAAUUGGACCGACUAAUUAUUAAGCUGAGUGCUGAGUGAAAAAAAUGUCUUUGACUAUAUCACUUGAGGUUUUGGGAAAAUGCAUUGACCAACAAGGGUUAUUUGUAGUCCAGUCUAUUUUAUCAAAACACUGUAACAAAUCUUAAUGAAUUUAAGAAAAUCUCUUGUUCAAUGAAAUUUCUAACAGGUUGUUUUACAUUAUUAAACAUCUAAAUACUGUAUCUUCAUAACCUAAAAAUAGCCAAGUGACGAGUGAUGAUCCAGUUUUCAUGCCUUGUAGGGUAUAAAUAUAUUUGUAUCAUAUUUUUUCUAAUUAUGGGUGAAAUCAAAUUUGGAACCGUUAAAAUCUUUAUUAUCUUUUAAAAAUCGCCAUGCCUCGUAACUUAAUUAAGUUUUUAAGUUUGUAACCACCCAUCAAACUUGUCCUCACGUUUUUGUAAAAAUAUCUCCAUGAUAGACAAUGCUCAUCAAUAGUUAAAUAUUUUGUUGUUAUUCUCAUACCCUGGCAUUUAUUCCAAAAUAUUCAGACAUUUCAGAUAAUUUUUGGUCCAAUUCUGUCUAAUUUUUGUAGAUAAAACAAAGACUCGAUCUGUUACUCAUACCCUGUAUAACAUAUCCACUUUUUAUAAAUAGUUAAUUGAUUGAUAAUGCUUGGGUCAGUAUUAUCUGUGAGUAUUGCAAGAACUAAUUGUCAUAUAAGACUGUCUUGAGAGCUGUAAGAGGACCCUUGAAAGUUAUUACGGCCUCAGGUGUGUCAGGGUAAUUGUGAUAGGUUUCACUGUUAGUUUAUGAAUUGAUUCUCAUCAAGUAUGAAGGACCAAAUACCAUAUAACAAUACUACUUCUAAAAUAUUUGUUUGCUCUCAAGAAAAGUUAAUGAUGGUUAAAAUGUUUAAAAUAAGAAAAUCCAGUAGUCAUCAUUAAACAAUAGUUUUUUUUAGUAAUUCUGACUAGAUCAGUUAGUCUAAAGUUGCGUAGACACUGGAGAUAAAAACUUUAAUGCCAUGUGGUCAAAAAAGAUCAAAAUAUUUUGUUCUAAACUAUCAUGUAAUAAACACGGCUGUAGUCACUAAUAAGGUUAUACAAGGAGUUUUGUUGUAUGCUUCUUUCAUCCUUAACUCAGCUUUAGAUAUACAGUGGAACGUCAUAAGUCCGAACCAAUUGGGACCGUAGAUAGUUCAGAUUACCGAUUUGUUCGGAUUUUCAAACAUAACCUAGAAAUGCCUAUAAUAGAGACAUAAUUAGGCCUACAGUAUUAAAAAAUAAAAAUACAGUUCUAGGAUACAGUAGGCCUAAAUAAAAUAAAAACAGUGGUUUUUGUACUUAGGUAUUUUUGGUACAUUACCUUUAAGCCGACUGUUUUGCCUGCGAAAUUGUAAAACAUCUGUUGUCUCAGUGCUAUUUAAAUAUUUUAAACCCUCAGGAGCGGUUAGGAUUUUUGAUGUUCAUAUUUUCGACGCUCUACUGUACAUCCGUAUGUAUGUCACCAAAACUUAAUUUGAAAGCAGAAUUUCUCUAUAGCAAACUCUACCAGCAAUCACCCCUAACAAAGUUGUUGAAACAUGACAGAAAAGAAGGAAUUAAAUGGAGGUGGGAAAAUGUCUUAGUUCCGGUUGUUUUAGUUGUUACGGAUCAAGCACUGUGUGUUUCUAUCUUAAAUAUGCUACGAAUUAUGAUGACUGAAAUGGGUGUAUUUAAUACUAUUAUUAAUUCGCAUGGAAGGGAAACCCAUAUUAAUAGCCCACCGAAAAGGAUGGCCUAGUACACAAUGCAAAAACUAGAGGUUUGAACCAGCCAAAAGGCUCCGUCUUCCAUCCUCAACACAUUUAAAGUUAAGUUGAUAAAAUAUUAUUAUGUAUUUGAACCCUAAGGAAACAAUAACUAUGAACGUUUUAUGGACUACUAAGAUUUUGUAAAUCCUUGAAAAUAAAAACACAUGCUAAUCAAAAUUGAGGAGAUUGUUAGGCAAGUUAUUGCAUAAAUUAUUGUAAAGGACGUUUUGUUUACGUAAGUACUGUAUAGUUGGUAAAACCUAAUAACACUAUAUUUAAUAACUCUUAAGAUUAAGUUAAAAUGAAAAACUACAUAACAAAUACCUACCCGAUUUGAAAAAAAAAUCUUAACCCAUCCUAUUGUAAUUGGUAUAAUAACAUUUAAUAAGCAGAAACCGUUCAAUUCCCUGUGAUCUUUUGUAGAUAAUAAAAAUUAUACAUUAAACAUCCUUUUUGUAGGAAAAAUCAUAUUUAAUGUUUUCUACUGUUAGUGUUAAAUGUAUACUUUUAUAUCACUAUUUUAUACUAAAAUAA